UCUCUCUUUUCUCUCAGUUUCUUCAAGCUUGCUCUAAGCUUUCAUGGUAUCACGAGCCAGGUUGCGACCUCGGGUUUGUUCUUCGAGCUCCAUCGUGCUCCUUCAGCUUAGCUUCGUGUUCAAUUUCACUUUCUCUGUGUUCGAUCUUUGGAUUUGCUACAGAGAUAAGUGCAUCCCUCUCUCAAGACUCUAUCUUCAUGUUCUUGAAAUUUACUGAGAAAUUUACAGAAAUUGAUUAGCUUCGAAGCUUUGUUAUCAUAUACAUUUUGUUCGAUUUUGAUUUGGCACAAGAUACAAUAGUUGAUUCAUAAGAAAUUCUGAGCAUUUGAUACUUUGAAACCCUAGAAUUUUGGGGAUUGUAGUUCAGAAGUUCUCUUUGUCAUGGUUUGUGGUUUCUUUUAGAAUCUAGUUGUUGAUCGAUGAAAAAUUGGUGAAAGAACGAAGUAUACUUUGAUGUACAUCAUCUGGAAGAAAUGAGCUUUGAAGAUUUCUGAGUCUCUUUCAGGUUGCCUUGCAUCAUGGAUACCAAUACAAUGUUACAAAAUUGUCUACUAUCCAAUUUCUACAAUCUCAUUACAGUUCAGUUAGAUGACUCUAACUAUGUAACAUGGAAAUUUCUGGUAGAGACAUUGUUAAAAGGUUGUGGCCUAAUGAGAUAUGUCGAUGGAUCAGUCCCUUGUCCUUCAGAACGCGUGAUUAUGGAAGAAAAUGGGGUUGCAUCUGAUAUAGAAAAGGAGUACAUGAAUUGGGUGCAAAUUGAUUCUGCCAUUAUGUCGAUACUUGCUUCUACUCUAUCCAGUGAUGCUCUCUGCUUCAUUAUUGGAAGUAAGUCUUCUAAGGAAAUGUGGUGUCGACUUAAGGAGAAAUAUGUUGAUGAUUCACGGUAUAACAUCAUGAAUCUCAAAAACUCCUUAUACAACAUCCAAAAAGGCUCAGACUCUAUUGAUAGGUACUUACUUCGAGUCAAGUCAAUAUGUGAUCAGCUUGCUACAAUGGGAGUUUAUAUGGAUGAUGAGGACAUGGUAGUCUCGAUUCUCCAUGGUUUGCCCUCAGAGUUUGCUACCAUAAAAGCUGUAAUAAGAAUCAAAACACUAAGCUCCCCUGUUUCAAUGAGAGAAUUAAGAUCUCUUUUGCUCAUUGCUGAAGAUGAGAUUGAACAAACUGUGAAGUCUAUCUAUGCUCCUGCAAGUAUUCCUUUGUCACCUCUGGCUGCUAUGGCUGCACAAAAUAAUCUUGUCAACUCAUCUCAGAAAAUGCAAUAUGGGAUAUCAAAUGCAGGAGCACCACCCAAUGCAUUCUUUCCAUCUCCAUAUGUUGGUAAUUGUUUUGUGUCAUCUACUUCACAUACUACUGCACCUAUUAUUGGUUUGAUGCCCUCAUUGUCUAUCAGUAAUGGUGCAGUUAAUGGGGCAUUCAAUGGUACUCGACAACUACAAUCACAAGUACACAAUGUUGCAUAUGGUGAUGGUUAUUUUCAGCACAAUGGAGGUUUUUCACAACAGCAAAGUAGUGGUGGUUUUCAGCAAAACAAUGCCCUUCAAUCUAUUGGUAACCUAUCAUACAGUGGAUCUAAAUCUCAAGGUCAAGCUCAACAUGAUGUCAAGUUUAGUAAAGGCUGCUCAAAAUCAAAAGGUGGUGUGUCUCAACACAAUGUGAGUUCUUAUCAUAAGUCAAGAAACUCUAACUCAGGUGAUGGAUUUUAUAUGCAUAUUCUACCAAUUCUUGUUCCCCCUGAAAAACCUGUUGCACAUGUGAGUAUUCCACAACAAAACGAUAAAAGUGAGCCAAGUAGUUCUAUUAUGGGUGCUACUGCUACUACACCAGGAGAGAUUUUGGUAGGAACAGGUUUUGAGAAAAUGAAGGAUGAACUUGGAGUAAAUGUCAUAUUGGCUGCUAAGACAGGAAAUGAAGGUACAAUGAAACGAUAUGAAGAACUUGAAGUUUCCUCUAUUCUUAACACUACAAAUGGUCCUGCUACUAUCGAUAGUGUGAUUAAUUCGAGGAAGGGAAAUAUCAGCAAAGGUGAUGAUUUUCAUAUUGUUUCCAGUAGUGAUCAAAUGAAGCAUUUUACUUCACUGUCUGGAAGCAUGAGACCAAUGGUUAGAGUCAAGCAAGUUGAGCAACAGUUAAUAGAAAGCCAAAUGGAUUUGGCCAACACUGGCAACUUGGUAUCUCAGGCAAUGGAGCUCCAGAAAGUCAAAAUUAUGAUGAAUUGUAGGAGAGCUUGUCAAUCAAUGGAGUUAUGGCCAUCACUUCCUCUUCUUCAUCCUGGUUGAAACAAACAUUACUUGCUGGCUUGCUGCCUUUCUCUAGUUUUCUCGAAAGCUUCUUUUACAAAUAUGAUGGUGCUAAGGAGGGGUAUUACAACCUACUUGUCACUAGAGACAAGGUUAAAGAUGGUUCUAUCCGGUUGCAGUUUGUCUCCACUCAUGAUCAACUUGCUGAUUUGUUUACCAAAGGCCUAUGCUCCCCUCAGCAUGUCUACCUCUGCCAUCACCUCAUGUUGGGUCCUCUCCAUCUGUCACCUCUCUGUUCUUCAUCAGUUCAACUAGUCCAGCUUGAUGACCCGCCUCCCCAUCAAGCUGAGGAGGGGUGUUAGAAUAUAUUGCAAAAGUCAAAUCAGGGAUUUCCUUUUUUACCUUUAGGUUAUUAGAGUGUUACACAUUAUUACAUGGUUAUUAGGUUGUUACACAUAGUGUAAGUUGUUACACACAGUGUAUGCAUGUGCUGCAGCUCUUCUUAACAUGUGACUAGAAGAUAGUGGUCUCUGUUACUUAGUUGGUUAAUUGGGCUUCCUAUAUAUACCUUGACCUAUUCUCAUUGUAACUAAGCUAGUCAAUUACGUCUCAUAUAUACAGAGGGUUUCUCUUUUCUCUCUCUCUUUUCUCUCAGUUUCUUCAAGCUUGCUCUAAGCUUUCACCAGCCACCCAACAGAUCCAGCCUAACACAGGCAGGAUCUCCAACAAAACAGCCCCUAAGAUUUACCAACUGAGAUUAGAUUACUAAAUAGCCCCUGCCGUUAAGGAGGCAUUCCAGAAUUGAGAGCAAACGUAAUGGCAUAUGGUCUGACUCUGCCGACGAAUCCCAAUCAUAACUUUUUCCUUUCCAGGGAGCUGAUCGCGAUUUGCAGUUGCAUGCUGAUGACGUGUACUUCACUCUCCAGAAUUCUUCCGCAGAAGGAGUUCAGGUUCAACAGCGCGACGCGUCCAAGAGUGCAAGACGUCCAAAAAGUUGGAUUUUAUGGAGUUCUUGAUACGUUACCUCAAGCUAUGACUAGGAGUCCCGUUAUGCUUGAGAGGCUUGUAUAAGACCUGAAUACCUUAGCGUUGAUCAAGGAGGAAGCUUACAUCGUGGAAAGAAUGGGUCUGCAGGGACCAAAAGUUGUCUUACUCAUGAGCAAGCGGCACAGUUAUCUCAAAAGGUAAUAGCCCGGAUGCCGGAUGCUGACAUAUGUGGGAUUUGAAGGUUCCUCAGAAGUUCCAAUUGAAGUUUUCUCUCAGUUGCUAAGCUGUCAUAUCUGUAAAUUGGGUAGCAGCUUGAAAGUUCUUACUGAUAGUUACAGAAAGCAGUGUUCAGCAAUUGAACUAUUGAAGAUGUUCCUUCAAACAGUGGGAUAUAGUAAUUUUGGCCCUCUGGCUGAUCAAGUCAAGGAUGGCUCCAGGAAUUUCCAUCCACAAGGUCAGCAGCAAAUUCAUGGAAUGCAGUCACAGUUGCAGCCACAGCACCAGAAUCCUAUUCGACUACCCCAACAAAUAUCGAGACAAAUGCAUCCACAGAUGCAGCAAAUGCAGCAGAUUCAGCAAAUGCAGCAAAUUGCCCAAUCCAAGAAUGUGCCAUUUCAGCAACAACAGCAGAUAGAAAGAAUGCGAAGACUUCAACCAUCUAUUCCUCGUGCUGGUAUGGACAUGGUACAGGACAGACCAAUGGUCCAGGUCAAGAUUGAAGCUCCAUCAGAGUUACCCAUGGAUAGUAAUGCCUUCAACAAUUUCAAUAACAGACAUCCCCAAUUGCAGUUCAGACAGCAGCAAAUUCCUGCAAUGUCGAAUCCUACAAUGCAAAAUGUCCCUGCUCAGUCAGGGAAUCAGUUUAGACAGAUGCCUUCUUCACAAAUUGCACAAAUUCAAUCACAGUAAGGAAAAUCUGAUGGAAGAAAUAAAGUUCCUGAACCUUCAUGUGAAUGACGAUUCACUGAAACUCUAGAACUCUCUCAUGCGUGCAGGAACGCUGGUGUUCUUAGAGCUCGACCAGUGAAGGUUGAAGAUUUCCAGGAAUUAAUGGGGGGACAUGCUUCAUCAAAGCAUGAUUCAGACGAAAAUACGCUGACCUCCCCAAAAUAGCUCCCCUCAUCAAGUAAAUAACUUGCCACUGUCUGAACAGUCGGUACACACUCCCCGCAUCUGUGCAUGCUACAUGUUCUGACCUUCUUAAUUAUGUCUUACAUAUGUUGUAAAAGCAUGUUUGCAAUGUAUACUAACCCGUGCUUGGUGUAAUGAUAGUUUGAUAACAGUAAUGAACUUCUUUAACAGUUGUAGGUUUAA
Rosa rugosa (rugosa rose) is the source of this 4538-nucleotide messenger RNA. RefSeq lists its product as uncharacterized. The transcript is spliced from 5 exons. The coding region runs from base 519 to 2276 and encodes 585 amino acids. Lineage: Eukaryota; Viridiplantae; Streptophyta; Magnoliopsida; Rosales; Rosaceae. The record is from RefSeq and is a predicted model, not a curated record.